This is a messenger RNA of Malus domestica (apple), 1353 nucleotides long. Its product is annotated as aspartic proteinase 36-like. The record is from RefSeq and is a predicted model, not a curated record. Gene Ontology annotation, biological process: proteolysis. Gene Ontology annotation, molecular function: aspartic-type endopeptidase activity. NCBI's taxonomy places the organism in Eukaryota, Viridiplantae, Streptophyta, Magnoliopsida, Rosales, Rosaceae.
AUGGGGGCUGCUCACAUAUUUGUGGCCUAUCUCGCCGUCCUUAUUUCGCCCUUCUGUGCCCAUGGUAACGUUUUCUCACUAGAGAGAGCGUUUCCUAGGAGUCACUAUAUCGGACUUGACGAGCUCCAAACUCGUGACCGAAUCAGGCAGGCCCACCUCUUUAAAAGAGUUGUGGGUGGUAUAGCCAACGUGUCAGUGGUAUAUGAGGAUUUCUACAGUCCUGAACAUGUUGGGGUUUACUUGACAAAAGUGAAACUUGGCUCUCCACCAAGAGAAUUCUAUGUGGCGAUCGACACAGGGAGCAAUGUGUUGUGGGUUUCAUGCUCGUCAUGCAAAGUUUGUCCUCAGCAUACUGAGCUCGGUGGACUUUCGUUCAAUUUCUACGACCCGGCCAACUCAUCCACCGCUCGGCCAGUUCCUUGUUCCGACAAGUUGUGCAAAGCUUCUUUAGAGACCAAAUGCUCACACCCGACAAAACAGUGCAGGUAUAAUCUAAGAUAUUCAGGUGGAGAUGAGAUAGCCGGGUAUUACAUGUCAGAUGAAUUACAUUUUGACAUGAUACCGGUUCAGUCUCAUGUUAAAAUUGAGUCUUCAGCUGCCAUUGUUUUCGGGUGUAGCACCUCUGUGACUGGGCUUUUGGAGGGGACUACAGCUUCAAUCAACGGAGUAUUUGGAUUCGGCCAAGGGCUAAUGUCAGUUAUAUCACAGUUGUCCUCUCGAGGGACAACUGCCAAUGUGUUCUCCCAUUGUUUGAAGGGAGAUGACAAUGGAGGUGGUAUACUCGUUCUUGGUGAGAUUUUAGAGCCAAAUAUCGUUUAUACCCCUCUUAUCCCGUCAGUGCACCCCUUUUAUCAAAUUAAUCUUGAAACCAUUUCAAUCAAUGGUCAAAUCUUGCCCAUUGAUCCAGCAGCGUUCACACCAUCACUUGACCGAGCAACAGUGGUUGACACGGGAACCUCUAUUGGAUAUGUUGCGGAAGAGGCCUAUGAUCCGCUUGUUCAUGCUAUAACUUUGUCUUCAAAGUAUGUGAGUCCCUUCCUUUCACCAUCAGGAAAGCAGUGCUAUCUAGUUUACACCAGUGUGGCCGAGGCAUUUCCUCUGUUGAGUCUUAAUUUUGCUGCUGGUGCAUCUAUGGUUUUAAAACCAGAAGACUACCUUUUGUAUAAGGGACCUGAUCAGGUAAGUUUUCUUCCAGGCUCUGGCUUAUUUUGUAAAAAUAUCUUAUUUCGAGUGGAAGUAAUACUGUGGGAAAAUGUAUGGAAUUAAUAAGUGCAUUCUUUUGUCACAUAAUGGUUCUGUUAAGUGGUGCUUUGGUCUACAACAAUCUGAGGGAGUGAACCGUGGGUUCACAGU